AUGGAGAUCAAUCCUGGAUUGAAUCACAUCAACGAACAAGCGAGCAACAAUUCAUCUGUUCAGGCCCCAAAGCCAUGUCUUAGAGGAGAAAGCAAUGAUAAGGGACGAAGGAUUAUUAUCAAUGUUAGCGGCCUGAGGUUUGAAACCUACGAACGCACGCUUUCUCAAUUCCCGGCUACACUUCUCGGUUGUGCAGCGAAAAGAGAAUUAUACUUUGACAUCGAAAACAAUGAAUAUUUUUUCGACAGAAAUCGCUCAUCGUUUGAGGCCAUAUUAUUUUUUUAUCAGUCUAAUGGCAAACUUGUUCGGCCAAGCGGUGUUCCGUUGUACGUUUUCUCGGAAGAGGUCAGAUUUUUUGAACUUGGUAAGGAACAUCUUCAGCGGUUAGAGAUCGAAGAGGGAUAUAUAACUGAAGAGAAACCAGUUUUGCCCACAAACCAAACUCAAAGGAGAAUAUGGGAAUUAUUCGAAUAUCCGGACAGUUCAAUGCCGGCGCGUUUUUUAGCUAUGUGGUCAGUGUCUGUGAUUUUACUCUCUAUCGUGGUAUUCUGUCUCGAGACUUUACCAAGUAUAAGAUGUGCGACUGAUCCAAGUGGAACUGGUUGUGAAGCAUACGGUGGAACCCCUCAACCCGAGAAAAUGUGGUACACUGUAAUCGAAAUUCUGUGUAUUUCAUGGUUCACCCUUGAGUAUGUUGUCAGGUUAUUUUCUUCACCGCAAAAGUUGGUCUUUAUUCGCACAUUUUUAAAUAUCAUUGACCUUGUUGCGAUUUUACCCUACUACAUUACGCUUCCAAUGAACGAAGCCCGCGUAACCUCGUUGGCUGUGCUACGAGUUAUUCGUCUUGUCCGUGUCUUCCGUAUAUUUAAACUUUCACGUCAUUCAAAAGGCUUACAAGUUCUUGGCUACACGCUGCGGUCAAGCUCAAGAGAACUGGCCAUGCUCAUCUUUUUCCUCUUGAUUGGAGUAGUGCUGUUCGCGAGUGCAGUUUUUUACGCGGAACAAGACAACCGAGAGAGCCAGUUCAGAAGUAUCCCUGAUGCAUUCUGGUGGGCAGUAGUUACCAUGACAACAGUGGGGUAGGUUAAGAAUUUUCAUUUAUAGAAGUUGUAAAUUUGAAACCGAUGACCGAGUUGUUGUCGCUUGAAGCAUAAUUGUGAUUUUCCGUGAACUGGGAGGCUCCCUCUCGAUCUAAGCAAAGCUGUGAUCAUAUUUGAAAAGGAUUAUUCUAUGUAAUAUUAUGAACAUGAGACUCUUUCGAAUACGUUACACUUAAAAGGAAAAUUAACCUUUAACUUAUGUACUUUUUAUCAUUGUGAAAAAUUCUCCGAAAUUCAAUUUAAUCCGGCUGUUUACAGAAGAUAGAAUGAAGUUUAAAACAAGAUUCAUACAUAAGUAAGAAAGUUUUGGCUCUAGAGGAAGUCGUUGAUCAUUCUUUCAAUAUACGCGCAGGAAAAGACCUGGUCGUAAACAUUGACGAACUCUUUUUUUUUUCUUGCCUUAAUUGGCUUGCUUAAAAGUAAAUCAUUCUAUAUUUUAUCGCUCCAAUUUUUUCCUUUUAUUUAAAGAAAAUUUGUACCAUGGGUUCGGUCGCCAGCGCGAUCAAAAAUUAAUGAACGCAUAGGAAUAAUUAAAAUUUUUAGCAAAUAAAUUUUACAUUUUUAUUUUAGCAAUACCUUGUUUGCUAUGUUUAUUCGGAAUUCAACUUAAAUGGUCGUUGAAGCUCAAAAAAAUCGCCACAAAAUAAAAUGAGAUCCUCGAUUUAACUUUCCUGAUUCGAGACAAAUGAUUUUAUCUAUUCACUGAUAAGUUCUCCGAAUUAGAAAAAUUAUGAGAUAGGGUAAAGUCAAACAGACAGAAACGUAUGGCGUAGUGAAUUUCAUUUGUGUGCAUGUUUUAUUAUUCCCUGGAUUUCAUGGUUAUGGGAAGGAAGCUGGAUCGUGCAAUAAUUUUAAAGAAUUGAAACAAAUGAGAUAAAUAUUUUUUUUCAACGUAGUUCCAUGCUAUGAAUUUAAGUUUCUCUGAGGAAAUGAAAAGAGCUUCUAAAAAUGGAAGCACACGCAUACAUUAGAUGUUGUGGACAUCGGUGAUAACAAAAAAGCCGUCUCCAUCGCUUUAUGUGUGGUAAAUUUGGCCAAUAUGAACGACGGAAAGGAAGGAACAGAACACUGUAGGAGGUUUUGGUCGAAGUUUUCUUUUUCCUGUCGUUAUCAAAACCCGCAAGUCCUCUUUUGAAAAGUGUGGCUUAAAUUCGAUCGAUGGUUUUUGAGCGAAUGUAUCCUCUUUAUAUUUUCGUAGUUUAGUCAAUCUAAUUCUCUAGGUAUGCAAUAUAGUGGUUAGAUGUUAACUUCCGGAUGGUGAAAUAAGUUGUGGUUGUAACACUGAAAACAGCAGAUAAGCUCUUUGGUGUCUUGUUUCUGAGCACAGACUCGAGCAAUGCAAACGUGAACAAUUUCACAGCAGGUGUGCUGCUCUACUUGCUUAAGAUAUUCAGAGUACAUCAUACUAAUUUUGAGUAAGAUCGUUUUUUUUUAAAGCGUAACAAAAAUACAUUGAAACCUUUUUUGCUGUUGUUUUUAUAUUGGAUCUCUCAGUUAUCCACCUGCUUUGUUUUAAUCAUCUCGACACUCAAGGCUCAAAAUAGUACAAAUCUACCCACUUCGUGCGCCUAAUGAAAAUGAUAUUGGCGGCAACUAAAGCUGCCAUUACAUAAUAAAUGCUUUAAUAAAAGUCAAUCAGUAUUUUAAAAAACCAGACGCUUCAUUGACAAAGAACUUGCGCCGGGAUUAAUAGAGGCGGCUUUAAUAAUUCAUAUAUCGGUGAAAUACUUCAUCAAAAUAGGCAUCAUUAGUCUAUUUGGCCACAGAAUUGUGAUCAUGAUUAGUAAACACCUUUUUUAUAUAAGUGCACAGUAGCCAAGUUUCUUUCAUUAGAUUGGUAAGACGUCCAAGGCUAACUGAGAUGAAUAAUUGAUGAGAGCAGGGUGAAAAAGAAAAUAAUCAGUUAAAUAUAUGUAUAUAGUAAUUAUUAAAAUCAUGUUUUGAAAUCCUGUGGCAUCUCUAAAAUCUUUUGGUUGAAAUACAGACGUGAUUAAAGUUGCUUGACCAUUAGUUGGAUUCAGCUUUUAUCUCUAGUCAGUUGAGCACGUAUUAUCAAGAGAAGUCUCUACUUUUAACGAAAUUAAGGUUACGAUUAUUAAGUGACUGUUUGAUAAAAAGCUUGUAGACUCCCUUUUAAAAUAUUUACGAUUUCUUAUGCACGAAACGAGAUACCACGCGAGAGAAAACCACUUCUAUUGGACAAAGAGAGCUCAUGUGUAGCAGUCUCCAUGCCUUCUUUUCUUCAGUGGAACUCAAUUAUAUCCCUCAGAGUCUGUGAGAACCAUACCCUUAUUUUUAUCUUUUAAUGGCCAUUUAUUCUAGUUUGAGAUUAGCCUUCUCCAGGAAGUCUUGGAAGCAAAAUUUCGUUUGAAAGACUAUCUAUAAAGACCAUAAGCCAAGGAAUAUAUUAGGAACCUCCCUCUCUUUUCCCCCGAAUUUCUUUCCUUCACUGAUUGCACAGGCUGCGGUAAAGCUUAGACAGCUACGUUUUAAGCGAACUGAGGGAGUACGACAGCAUAACAAAUACGUAUAUAAAUGUCAUUUGAAUUAAAAACUCCCCAAAGAGGCUCUGUAUGGCAAAUGAAACCCGUGAAUGUUCACAAGGGUUGGAAGAAAUCGUUUACUGCAUUAGUUUGGGUUUAUGUCGCUCUGUGAUUACUUUCAAAAAAACCUCCAUCCUCUAAUCAAAAUAGAUGCAACACUAAACCAAUUUCAACUUGGUCAUCCGCGUUUUAUCAGACGAGCUGACAGAAUCUCAACACGAUCAGAGAGUAACAUAACGACGGUCUUGAAAGUUAGAGCACCGGAUGAUAUGAUGUGAGCACUAAGCUACAUUGCCCCCAUGUUGUUACUUUUUGAGCACAGUUAGCCUUGUUUUGCCAAAUGGGGGUAAAAAUACGCGAGAUAUGUCAGUGAGGUAGAAAAAAUUAUGAAAGACAAAAAACAAUAUCGGGGGUGGGCGCAGAUCUGCUCCUCUCUGGUCUCGGAGAGCAAAAACAGAACUAAAAAUAAAGUUAAAAAUCUGUUUACCUGCAAUUCUGUGUAAAACGGAGAAAGGAAGGUCAGUGACAUGAAUGUUAGGUUUAUGCCUGAACCUCAACCAUAGACUCUAGUAAAAUGUUGUUAUCAAAACCCAAACCAGUCAAGAAACAUGUUAAUAUCGCAUUUAUAUCAAGUUCAAAUGUCUCUUUCUUUUUACAGAUACGGAGACAUGACUCCUCUCACUUUGGGAGGUAAAAUAGUUGGUUCUAUCUGCGCUAUAUCAGGAGUGUUGACCAUUGCUCUCCCUGUGCCGGUUAUUGUUUCAAAUUUCAACUACUUCUACAAAAGGGAGGAAUUGAACCAGUCCCUCGAUAUGGCGGAAAACGGCGAGUGUGGUAGAGACCAAAACGAAGAUAUUGACGCCUUCAACGGGCCACUGACCAGCCCAUCUGGACACAUGACACUCAGUUCACCUAAUGCGUUUACAGGAAUGGAGGAAGUUCGAGUAAAAAAUGAGACCCCUGUUUGAUCAUGUGACUACUCGCGCUGGGCCGCUGACCACUGAGCCCAUUUGGGCUCGGCUCAUCGAACGUGUUUGGAUUUGAAGAGGUUUGUGUAUAAACUGAGAUCCACGUUCGAUCAUGUAACUCGAUAACCCGUUCUUUAGAAGGAAGCUUAAACAAGUCUAUAGAAACAUAUGUCGCGUUUUAAUUGCUACCGCCUUUCUCCGUGUCAUCACUUUCCUCACGACUCAACGCGCUCAUAAAUAGAUCACGGUUUAUGUACUCAAAGAUUACAAGAAAAUAGUCAAGACGGUACAUGAUUAAUAGCAUAAAGAAGUCAAUAUUUCUUUCAUGACCUCGCCAAGUAGAUAGGACGAAAUUGUUAAAAAAAAGAAUGGGCUUCAUGGGCGAGCUGAGUCAUACGACAAUAACAGCGGUGCAGAUGUUAAAAUUUGAUCAGCUAGGGAUUUAGUGAUGGCAAAGUCUUUGAUCCUUUCAUUGGUCAUUUGACGAUGAUCAAGUUAGCUCUGAAGUUUUGAUCUAAAACAGAAGUGCAGUGGGCAUGUAUCCAUGCUUGGUUACAUCGAGUCUCACGAUGGAACAAACGACAGGAUUAAUGGGAGUUUUGCCUGAAUAAUUCCAGUGGUUCAGUGAUCCUUGAAAUGUCACGCUGAAAAAGACCAGUAUAGAUUUCUGAGAGCCAAAGAACAUAGACUAUGGAGAGCAAAGGCACAGGAAAGCCAGCAGACUGGAAAACCUACCCAACUUAAACUACGC
This is a messenger RNA of Pocillopora meandrina, 5362 nucleotides long. Lineage: Eukaryota; Metazoa; Cnidaria; Anthozoa; Scleractinia; Pocilloporidae. The record is from the annotation of a GenBank genome assembly.